AUGUCCGCCGAAGGCCCCGAAUCAAUGCCCACCUCCGCAGACCCCCGCUCCAAGCGUCCCACAAAGAAACGCGCCCUCACCCCAACAUCCGCCCAAGCCGCCUCCCUCGACGCCCUCUUCGCAAAGCCCGACCAAGAGAUCCGCAUCCCUCCUCCCCCCAGCGCCCUCGCCCCGGGAAGCAAACGGCCCCCGCCCCCGGAAAUCGUCACAAACGUCCAGGGCUCCAGCGCCGGCGCCGGCUCCGGCGAGUUCCACGUCUACAAGGCCGCUCGUAGGCGCGAGUACGAGCGUCUGAGGGAGAUGGACGAGGAGGUCAAGCGGGAGCGCGAGCAGGCUGAGUUUGAAAAGAGCAGGGCGGAGAAGCUGCGCAGGGACGAGGAGAAGACGAGGAAGAAUCGCGAGAAGAGGGAAAAGGCCAAGGCGCGGAAGAUGAACAAGGGCAAAGGGGGUGAUGAUGCAAAUGGCAAUGGGACGACGGCAUCAGCGGCGUCCGGAGCCGACGACUCUUCGCGAGAAAAGGGGAAGCCGGACACGGAGGACAACGGAAGGAAUGGCAGUGCGAACGCGACAGCCGCUUCUGCAGAGCCUGCGGUUGGUCUCGUCAUCCACGACGAUGACUGA
Molecule: messenger RNA, 621 nt
Organism: Trichoderma reesei QM6a
Lineage: Eukaryota; Fungi; Ascomycota; Sordariomycetes; Hypocreales; Hypocreaceae
Exons: 2
Coding region: 1-621 (206 amino acids)
Biological process (GO): negative regulation of protein kinase activity
Cellular component (GO): nucleolus
Molecular function (GO): double-stranded RNA binding; protein kinase binding; protein kinase inhibitor activity
Source: RefSeq, a predicted model, not a curated record